Messenger RNA from Suncus etruscus (white-toothed pygmy shrew), 1020 nucleotides. RefSeq names its product sulfotransferase 2A1-like. Gene Ontology annotation, cellular component: cytoplasm. The record is from RefSeq and is a predicted model, not a curated record. Gene Ontology annotation, molecular function: sulfotransferase activity. Gene Ontology annotation, biological process: sulfation. NCBI's taxonomy places the organism in Eukaryota, Metazoa, Chordata, Mammalia, Eulipotyphla, Soricidae. The coding region runs from base 1 to 942 and encodes 313 amino acids. The transcript has 6 exons.
AUGGAACGUAAGAUCCUCCGCAGAGAUGAAGCCAGAAAGAUUGAAAACAAUGCCACAAUUCAUGGCGUGUUUUUCUUGGGUGUUACUCUCACACCUGCUUUCCUGACAGAAGAGUGGCAUAAUUUUGAGUUUGCUGAAGAAAAUGUCUUGAUAGUGACCUAUCCUAAAUCAGGUGAGGCGGGCAGUGGCGGGCACUGUGGGGGCAUUGAUGGGAGAAGAACAAAUUGGAUGAUCGAAAUUCUUUCCCUGAUUCACUGCAGAGGAGAUCCCAAGUGGGUCCAAUCUGAGUUCAUCUGGAACCGGUCACCCUGGAUAGAAUUGGAUGGUCCUUAUAAGACUUUAAAGAAGAAUAAAUGCUCACCUUUUAUUUCUUCCCACCUUCCAAUUCAGUUCAUGCCCGAGUCAUUCUUCAGGACCAAAACGAAGGUGAUUUAUGUCAUUAGAAAUCCCAAAGAUGUUAUUGUAUCUGGCUACUCGUUUUGGAAGGGUGUAAGCUUUGCUCAAAAAGCAGAAUCAAUGGAUCAAUAUUUUGAUUGGUUCAUGAAAGGAAAUGUGCCUUAUGGAUCGUGGUUUGACCAUGUUCAUGGCUGGCUAUCCAUGAGAGAGCAUAGCAACUUCCUGUUGCUGAGCUAUGAGGAGCUGAGAAGGGACCUGAGAAACACUGUGAAGAAGAUAAGUCAAUUCCUGGGUGUGGAAUUAGACCAGGAAGCCAUAGAAUCAGUCCUCAAAAACUGUUCCUUCCAAGUUAUGAAAAAUAAUAAUAUGUCCAACUAUUCAUCCAUUGAUGACAGCCUUAUUAAUAUAAAACAAUUUCCCAUGAUGAGAAAAGGUGUUACUGGGGACUGGAAAAAUCAUCUCACAGUGGCCCAAGCAGAAACCUUUGAUAAACUAUACCAGGAGAAGAUGAAAGAUCUUCCUUCAGAGCUGUUCCCAUGGGACUAACUCCAAUAAUGUUCAGGAUCUCAUAUAGAUGUGCAUCCCUGUUGUGCUUCUGACCAGGAUAAGCCUGGAGUUGUGUAU